Molecule: messenger RNA, 2022 nt
Organism: Mercenaria mercenaria
Lineage: Eukaryota; Metazoa; Mollusca; Bivalvia; Venerida; Veneridae
Exons: 4
Coding region: 1-2022 (673 amino acids)
Source: RefSeq, a predicted model, not a curated record
AUGGAUAUUGAAAUAAGACCGUGUAAGAUAGAGAAAUUAGAUCCAUGGGACGAAUCUUUGAAGCCUUAUUUGGUUGACCCACCGCCACUUAAAUGCUCGAAUCGCCAGCAAUUGAUGUUCGUUGAUAGUAAAGGUAACUUACAGUUCAAUACCACAGUGAUGAGGAUAUACAAACUAGACAAAACGUCACUUAAUUGUUCAUAUAGCAUUAUGAAAAGAGAAGAUGGAGAUACGGAAGUGACGUUCAAACCGGAAGUGAUGUUUGUGGUACCGGUGUUUGUGAAAAGUCACGUGUUCCGUGUAAAAUGCUUCAAUUCAACAAAAAUUGUUUUGUACGAUUACCUUCACUUUAACUCAUUUUGGAAUGAAGAUGCUAAACACAGUGACGACAUAGAAAAUGAAAACCAAGAAAAACUCAGUGUGAUAAUAUUUGGAAUAGACUCGGUUUCGCGGUCGCAUGCGUUACGGAAUCUUCCGAAAUCUUACAAAUUUCUACUGGAUGAAUUCGACGCAUACGACUUUGAAGGUUAUAGCAAAGUUGGUGAAAACACAUGGCCUAACUUGGUACCACUAUUAACAGGCCAGUCUCACAGAAACUUUCCAUUAGUUCAACAUUUGCGAAAACAUGUAGAUUCUAUGCCUUUGAUUUGGAACGAGAAAGUCAUACAGCAUUUUGCUACCUUCUUUGCGGAGGAUAGGCCCGAUAUUUCAACGUUUAAUUUUGUAAAAAGUGGUUUUAAAUAUAUACCCACAGAUUACUUUUUCCGUCCAUAUACACUAGGAAUGCAUAAAUUCGAGCCGAAAAUUAUUGAUUAUUUGGGGAAACCAUCAUGGGAUUGCUAUGGUGUGAAGAAUUAUUUUGAUAUACAAAUUGAGUAUUUGAAAGGCUUUCUUAAUAGGUAUAUCAAUAAAAGAAAAUAUGUGUAUUUCUGGAAUAAUCAAGUAUGCCAUGAACAGUUUACAACACUAAGUCGCGGCGACGAGUCUUUAUUGGAUUUUCUGAAAUGGGUGAAGUACACAAAUCAAACCAAAAAUGCAAUAUUUGCCGUUAUCAGUGACCAUGGCUACCGGAUAGGUGGAGCUUCUUUGACCCAUGUGGGCAGGGCUGAAAACAACAAACCAUGGCUGAUGAUUCAUGUUCCAAAAUUUCUAAAAGAAAAGUAUAAAUGGUUACAUACGACAUUGUCUGAAAAUACACAAAAACUUAGUACUCAUUAUGACAUGUAUCAAACAAUGUUAGAUUUAAUUCAAGAUGUAGCAUUUUCUGAACAAAAGACGAAGCCUGUCAAAACAGAACUAGUUCGAAGGAACUUAUUCCACAAUAUUCCAUUAGAGAGAACAUGUGCUGAUGCCGGCAUUGAAGAGAAAUAUUGCACCUGUAAAGAAAAGGUUAAUAUCUCAACAACAAGUGAUGUUGUGCUAUCAAUGGCCAAGUUUCUUGUGAAAGGAAUCAAUGACAUUUUAUCAAAGAACAAAGAUGUGUGUUGCACCCUUUCCCUCCAUAAUGUAACAGAAGCCUCGGUUUCGUAUUCAAACAGUGAUCAAGAUAAUACACCAAAUGGACAAACUCACCCAGGAUUUUUUCACCAAUUAUUCUUCAGAAAAAAGCAAGAUAUAACUGGUCGUUAUUAUAUACUAUUCCAUACUAUCCCUGGAUUCGCAUAUUUUGAAGGAACUGUUGACUUUUCAGAAUUUGGACCGGAAGGAGUCCCAAAUGAAAUGACAAUGAUUGGUGAACCAUCCCGACUAGACAGAUAUGGAAACCAGUCACAAUCUGAUUUCGCGGCCAUUUUCCACAGAGGUCCAGGCUUAGUUAUACCUAAGAUGAGAGAUGAAAGUUUGUUUGACUGUGUUUUAAAUGAACUGAAGGAACACUUGGCUGCUGCUUUUGAUUUCACCACAGCAGCCCUUGCAAGACGAAGUGUUGCAACGCCAUGGCCCAGUGUUCUUGAAUGUGUUGCCGAAUGGCAGAGACCAGGAAAGUUUCGACUCCAGCAUGUAGAGCUUGGUGCUAAGUUAUAG